Messenger RNA from Lentinula edodes (shiitake mushroom), 567 nucleotides. Its product is annotated as clathrin adaptor complex small chain-domain-containing protein. The transcript is spliced from 5 exons. The coding region runs from base 1 to 567 and encodes 188 amino acids. Gene Ontology annotation, cellular component: intracellular membrane-bounded organelle; membrane coat. Gene Ontology annotation, biological process: intracellular protein transport; vesicle-mediated transport. The record is from RefSeq and is a predicted model, not a curated record. Lineage: Eukaryota; Fungi; Basidiomycota; Agaricomycetes; Agaricales; Omphalotaceae.
AUGAUUCAUGCAGUUCUCAUUUUCAACACAUCGGGUAUUCCUCGUUUGACCAAGUUCUAUACUCCGGUCCACCUUUCGGUGCAAACACUAGUUCAAAAGAUAUUUUCUCUCGUCUAUUCGCGACCUGCUGGUCUUUGCAAUUUUCUGGAUGCUCCAGAGUUGGAGCCAUAUCUAGCUCAGAACGAAGAAGGAGAACGAUGGCGUGUUGUAUAUCGGAGUUAUGCCACGCUCUAUUUCGUGUUCGUGAUUGACGGAGCAGAGAGCGAGCUGGGUAUUUUGGACUUGAUCCAGGUGUUCGUGGAAUCUCUUGACCGGGCAUUUGAGAACGUUUGCGAAUUGGAUCUGGUACAUCAUAUCCUCGCUGAAAUAAUACAAGGCGGAUUAGUCCUCGAAACAAACGUGGACGAAAUCGAUGAUUCUGUACAAUUGGCUGCAAAACUGAGAAGGGAGUCGUAUGCUUCGUCAAACCCAUUAGCAUUAGGUGGUGGUUUGGCCCCUCGAGGAUCAAACCUGCAGACACCUCUUGGAUGGCUAACGGGUAAACUCACGGGUGUUGGAGCACGAUAA